Fonsecaea multimorphosa CBS 102226 is the source of this 723-nucleotide messenger RNA. RefSeq lists its product as uncharacterized. The record is from RefSeq and is a predicted model, not a curated record. Lineage: Eukaryota; Fungi; Ascomycota; Eurotiomycetes; Chaetothyriales; Herpotrichiellaceae. The coding region runs from base 1 to 723 and encodes 240 amino acids. The transcript has a single exon.
AUGGCUACUGUCGAAACCGAUUCUCCUGUCGGACCUGAUUCUCCUGUCGAGGUUGGUUCCCCUGUCGAAACUGGAAUUGCAUUCGAAAACGAACUCUCUAUCGAAAUCCAUUCUGACGAAAGUGGUCUCUCUAUCGAGACUAAUCCCUCCAUCGGAACUGGUCUCUCUGUCGAAAGUGAUGCCUCUGUUGAGAGUUGUACGGAUAGCGGCAUUCAUCAAGACGUUUUUGACAAGCUGGAAGUGGAAGACUCCAUUGAGGAACAUGGUGAGAGUGGACUCCUUGAAUCUGCCGCACUCGAUCAAGACGCGUCUGAAAACCAUGAGGCGGAAGACUUUGUCGAGGAACAUGAUGAGAACAAAACCUUUGAAUCUCCCGCUGUUGAUCAAGACGGUUUUGAUAAUCCUGAGGUGGAAAGCUCUGUUGAGGAACAUGAUGAGACAAGACCCUUCGAACUUGCCGCUGUUGAUCAGGAUGCUGUCAAGGACGACUCUUCCAACAAUCCACAGGUUCCCAGUAGCAGGAUUGCGAAAGAAUCUCCAACAGAAGAUUCCGUUGCGACAGAACCUGUUGUUGUAACCUCCAACACCCCAUCUUGGUCCAUCACAGCAAUCCUUGCCGGCGCUGCCGUCUCAGCAACAACCAUUUCUGUCUUCUGCCCAGCUCUCACGGCUGUGGUGCUUUAUAUCGGCAUCUCGUGGGCCAAGUCCAGGCUGUACCGAUAG